This is a messenger RNA of Dinoponera quadriceps, 2131 nucleotides long. Its product is annotated as transmembrane protein 35. Gene Ontology annotation, cellular component: endoplasmic reticulum. The record is from RefSeq and is a predicted model, not a curated record. The coding region runs from base 1 to 471 and encodes 156 amino acids. NCBI's taxonomy places the organism in Eukaryota, Metazoa, Arthropoda, Insecta, Hymenoptera, Formicidae. Gene Ontology annotation, biological process: positive regulation of protein localization to cell surface; chaperone-mediated protein complex assembly. The transcript has 4 exons.
AUGGGUUCUAUAGUGCUCAAGUCGCUCUCGGUGCUGCUCGGAAUAUUCUUCGUCUUCGUCGGCACGAUGAAGCUCACGUCGCACAUCAGCAAGGACCUGCACAAGGACCUGAGGAAGGAGUAUGUCAAAUACGCAAAAGUGUUCCCGCUUUCCGGCACGUUCGACUUCAAGGUACCCAGCAAGUGGUAUCGAAGAGUCGUCGGUUCGCUUGAGAUUAUCUGCGGCUUCGCCAUGGCGAUUAUUCCAAGUCAUAAAGUUAAAAACGUAUCGAACACAGUGCUCCUACUGUUGAUGCUGAUGGCCGUGUAUUCUCACUACAUGGUCAACGACAAGUUCGAAAGGAUCGCCCCGGCAUUGGUGUUCUUCUUUUUGCUGACGGGGCGACUGGUGAUUGACUGGCAACUGAGACGAGAAGAAGCGCAAUCGGUGACGGCGAACGGCGUCGACGACAAAGCUAAGAAGCAAGACUGAGCAGGUUUAUGGCUAGAGAAUGCGUGUUCGUCCGUUUUCACGUUGACCCACUUGAUUCCACUGUUUCAUUUCUGGAACACUGGACCACUGACCAUGUUACCAUAUUUAUUUCCAACGUACUCUCUCUCUCUUUCUCUUGCUUCCAUUGUUCCAGAGAUGGGACUUCCAUGUCGAAAUAUUGUUGUACGAUCAUUUGAUGGAUACGCUCGAUAUAUUCAUCGGAAAACUAUGUGAAAUCUAAAGUAGAGAGAAAACGGUAAAUUCGGAAUCACGUGGGUUAAGUUUGUAUAAAGUGUACGUCCCUCCAAGGGUAGAGGCGUGAGAUGGAGAACGAAUUUAAGGUGAUUAUUUAUAACGCGAAUAGCGGAAUGAAUUUUCGUUGCACUCUAUGUUCACUUUGCACACUGUAUUGCAGUAUGAAAAAGCAUCAUUAAGUUCUUGGACGCGAUGAAACCCGUCAUUAAUGGAAGCAACUUUUAGGAACCUUAUCGUGCCCUUUUUUAUUGUCGUCGCAGGUUAUUCACUCAAGUAAUAUGCAACGGAUCAUGAAUUCCCUUUGAUGAAUGUUAUUUAGAAACAAUUACAAAUCUGUAUUAUAAAAUCCGACAGCAAUUACAGACCGAUGAUCGGCGAAACGUCGUUUUUGCUAAUCGACGAUAGUAUUUCAUCCCGCAUCAUUGAUUCACUUAGAGACUAUCGUAUCAAUGUCGAUUGACGCUGGUCAUGAUUAAAUAAGAAAAUGAUUUCUCUCUCUAUUUAUAUUGUAGUUAAGACAACGGUGCAAAAAGGAACGAAAGAUCGCUAGUGGACAAUUAAGGAUUACCGGUAAAAUCAGUUUUAGGCGUAAAUUAGCUCGAUUAAAUGAUUCUGGUCGAUAAUUUUCUGCCUGUUUCCAAUUCCUUUUACAUGUCAUGAUAUACAAGCAGCUACGUAAUAUAAUAUGCUGUAAUAUAAACAGCUAUGAUACAAGUAACUAUGAUAGUGAAACUAGAGUUAGUGUCAUAAUAUAGACAGUUGUAAUACACGUAACUAUGACGUAUGUAAUGUAAAAAGUUAGACAGCGUAAACAGGGAAAGGGGAAAUUUGAUUUGCCAGGCGUGACACACCAAUCGACAUCGGUACGAUUGGUCUUAGGUGACGUUAGCUUAAGCACGAGGUACUAACUGCCACUUUGAAUGAAUGCGUCCUUACAUGUCGUGCGAGCGUGCGUGUAUGAACAUACGAGAAAUGUUUCAUAGUAAUCGGGACAUAUAUGCGCAUUAGUAUUAAUUUAUUCCUUAAAAGCUCCACAUAUGCGGAUAACAAGUGUGAUCGGACAAUUUGAUAAAUAAAGCAUAAAGUGGAACUGUCAGCGGAUAGACUUUCCUCCCAAUUACCUGUGACAGUUGCAAAUCUUCGUGCCAAACAAUGUUCGGCGGAUUUCGAAGACUUCUUGGAAUCAAUUUUGGAAUGUUUAUGUUCGUGAUAUACUUUAGGAACACUUGAAUGUGCAAUUCCAAAAAUUCCUUUUCCGCUAAGUUCCACGCGUAAUUUACAUAAAACAAAACAAUAACUCGCCUUGGUCCGAAAAAAAUUCACGUCAUGUCUUUUGUUGAAAGCUUCUUUACGUCGAAACAUUUUUUGUAUAUAAAAUUGCAAUAAAAAACAUGUCUGAAAUAUA